AUGAUAGAAAAUUUAAUUGCUUUAAUUUUAACAUCAGCUAUAACUGUCGGCUUGAUUCCAUUUAUGGUAAUCAGAACAUCCCCAUUAAAAUAUAACGAGAUGGAUUUUGAAUUUUCCUUGAGAAAUACUCGCGAGUUAAAUCCGAUAUACGACUUCAUCGUUGUGGGAGGUGGAAGUGCUGGAGCGGUGGUUGCUUCAAGAUUAUCCGAGGUGUCCAACUGGAGCGUAUUAUUGCUAGAUGCCGGAGAUAAUGGGAAUAUAAUUUCGGAUAUGCCACUUCUAAUGACCUACAAUCAAUUAACGGAACUAGAUUGGAAAUAUCAAACCAAACCAUCAAUGACAUCGGCUUAUUGUCUUGCAAUGGAAGGAAAUAGGUGCAAUUGGCCACGCGGAAAGGUUUUGGGUGGCAGCAGUGUUCUGAAUGCCAUGGUAUACGUGCGCGGCAACAGAUUGGAUUACGACAAAUGGGCAAGAAUGGGUAACACCGGCUGGAGUUACGAGGAAGUUCUUCCUUACUUUCUCAAGUCUGAGGAUAACAGGAACCCUUAUUUGCAGAAAUCACCUUACCAUAAAACAGGAGGCUACUUAACAGUACAGGAACCACCGUGGAGAUCACCAUUAUCGAUCGCCUUUGUACAAGCUGGACAAGAACUCGGUUAUGAAAAUCGUGAUAUCAAUGGUGAAAAUCAGACUGGUUUCAUGAUUAUGCAGGGUACGAUCCGCGGAGGAAGUCGUUGCUCGACAGCUAAAGCUUUUUUGCGGCCAGUGAAGAACAGGCCGAAUUUGCACAUAGCUAUGAAAGCUCAAGUACUGAAAGUGCUCUUCAAUGCCGACAAACGAGCCACGGGAAUAAAAUUUCUACGCGAUGGUUUAAAACAAACAGUUAGAGUAAGAAGAGAGAUCAUUCUGUCGGCUGGAGCGAUCAAUUCACCGCAACUGCUAAUGCUCUCAGGCAUAGGACCUAAAGAACAUCUCGAAGAACUUGAUAUACCGGUAUUGUCAGAUCUUCGAGUAGGUGACAAUCUUCAAGACCAUGUUGGUCUCGGUGGAUUAAGCUUUACGGUGGACGAACCAAUUACUUUAAAAAGGGACCGUCUACAGACACUACCAACAUUAUUAAAUUAUGCAAUAAAUAACACAGGGCCCUUGACUACUCCAGGAAUCGAAGCCUUGGCCUUCGUCAAUUCUAAAUACGCUGAUCCUUCUGGCAUUUAUCCGGACAUUCAGUUUCACCUUGUUCUAAGUUCCAUCAAUUCCGAUGAUGAAUCAGUAAGCAAGUUUCUCGGAUUAAAAGAUAGCGUUUACAAUAUGGUGUUUAAACCACUAAAAAAUGUUGAUAGUUGGAUGAUAAUACCACUUUUAUUGAAACCCAAAAGUUCCGGAUGGAUUCGCCUAAAGAGCAAGAAUCCUCUGAUUCAUCCUGAUAUUAUUCCGAAUUAUUUCGCUCACAAAGAAGAUAUGGACGUCCUAAUAGAUGGUAUACAAAUUGCUAUGGCUCUUUCAAACACAAGUGCCUUACAAAGAUUUGGUUCGAAACCAUAUUCUGUUAAACUACCAGCCUGUCAAAAAUUUCCUUUCGCCACGAACGAAUAUUGGGAGUGCGCUUUACGACAAUUUACCUUCACCAUGUAUCACCCAGUGGGUACGUGUAAAAUGGGACCAAGAAACGAUCCAACAGCUGUCGUGGAUCCAAAAUUAAGAGUAUACGGUGUAAAGGGUUUACGAGUUGUUGAUGCUUCUAUAAUGCCUACCAUUGUUAAUGGAAAUACUAAUGCACCAGUUAUCAUGAUUGGCGAAAAAGCAAGCGACAUUAUUAAAGAAGACUGGAGAUUUAAAAAAAAAAAUACUUUGUAA
Messenger RNA from Vespula vulgaris, 1854 nucleotides. RefSeq names its product glucose dehydrogenase [FAD, quinone]-like. The record is from RefSeq and is a predicted model, not a curated record. Gene Ontology annotation, molecular function: flavin adenine dinucleotide binding; oxidoreductase activity, acting on CH-OH group of donors. The transcript is spliced from 3 exons. NCBI's taxonomy places the organism in Eukaryota, Metazoa, Arthropoda, Insecta, Hymenoptera, Vespidae. The coding region runs from base 1 to 1854 and encodes 617 amino acids.